Molecule: messenger RNA, 1732 nt
Organism: Cryptotermes secundus
Lineage: Eukaryota; Metazoa; Arthropoda; Insecta; Blattodea; Kalotermitidae
Product: phosphomevalonate kinase
Exons: 4
Coding region: 241-855 (204 amino acids)
Biological process (GO): isopentenyl diphosphate biosynthetic process, mevalonate pathway; cholesterol biosynthetic process
Cellular component (GO): cytoplasm
Molecular function (GO): phosphomevalonate kinase activity
Source: RefSeq, a predicted model, not a curated record
CUUGCGAACAUUUACGAUCUUGGCGUUGUUAUCUUUGGUCAGAAGCAGAAAGAGGAACAGUCACUUUCACAAUUACCUAUGUGAGAUAAUCCGUAAUCAGGAACAGCGUUAAUAUGCAUUUCAUACGUAACGUGUAGUGCCAUUUACAUACUUUGUAAUGCUUCCUGCGAUAUUCUAGUGUUACGGAUCACUGUGGUGUGGUGGGCAUUGGAAGUAGUUACAUGUCAUGUUGGUAGGAAGAUGGAGAAUAGCGGAGACAAAGUGACACCUGUUAAUAAGACCCCUGCAUGUGUACUAUUAUUCAGUGGAAAAAGAAAGUCCGGCAAAGAUUACAUAACGGAUAGGCUAUUUGAUAGACUUGGAACAAACAAUACUACAAUGAUAAAAAUUUCAGCUCCUAUUAAAACUCACUGGGCAGAAACACAUGAUUUGGAUUUUGAAGAGUUGAUGAGUGCUGGUAAAUAUAAAGAGGAACAUAGACAAGAUAUGAUUAAAUGGAGUGAACAGAUUCGACAAAAAGACUAUGGUUAUUUCUGCCAAGCUGCUGUAGAAAUGUUUAAUGCAUAUGAAAAACCAAUAUGGAUAGUAAGUGACACUCGAAGACGAUCUGAUUUGAAGUGGUUCAAAGAAAAUUAUGACAUAGCUGUGAAGACAGUUCGAGUUUUAGCAGAUGACGAUGUCCGCAGACAACGAGGCUGGGUAUUUACAGCAGGAGUAGAUGAUGCAGAAACUGAAUGCGACUUAGACGGAGUGACUGACUGGGACUGGACAAUCAUGAACAAUGGCAAUGAACGGGAGCUGCAGGCUGGAAUGCAGAGUAUACUGUCGUGGGUCGGUGACAUUCUAAACUCAUAGCACUGAAUAUGGUACUAACUUUUAUCGUUAUGGGGCCAGAGAAUAUAAAUGUUGGACUUUCUUCUUUCUUAAGUUUAUGCUCAUAUGCCAGCCUUAAAACAAUUUGUAAAUUCUUUAUACCAAAGCAUUUAUGCUUCUCAGAAACAUAGUUUUUUAAUAUAUUUUUUAUGAGCGAGAUUGUGAGCAAAGUACAUAAAAGUGAACUUUUAUAUUCUCAUACUAAGCUUGAAUAAAAUUUUGCAUAGUCAUUAUUCGAGCUUAUAUGAUUUUCCACAGCCAGUUUCCUUCAGUCUUGUGUGGUUGAUUCACACUGUUCUUCGAUUUACUUCUUAUUAGACCUAAAAACAUUCAUCUCCCAUACAGCACAUCAGGAAAUUGUGUGCAUCUAUUGUACCUGUCAAAUGUAACCAAAUAUCAGUUGUACUUAUAGUAUUGAUUAGUCUCUGUUUACAUGCAGUGUCUCCUAUUUAUUGAGUUUACUGAGACAGUCAAUUAGAGGAUGGACCAAGAAUCCAUAGGUGCUGUGGUGUUCACUACAUUUUACAUUAAAUUACAUUAAAUCCACCGCUGUAUGAAAAGUGCUGUACAGGAAUGUACAGUAUUGAAGAAAUGAAACCCUGUGUACUAGCGAGGGUCUAAAUAAGUCAGUUUGUCGAGCUAGACUAAACACAAGUCAGCCCCUGCUGCCUGUAGAAACCUGCACAAGGUAGCAGAUGCCUGUCUGGUGCCUGAUGCCAGAUUACUGGAUGUGUCAGACUAGUGCAUGGCCAGAUUACCAAGAUUGUACAGUAUAUGAUUAUGUCAUUUAACCAUAGUCUGGUGCAGAAAUUUAUUAUUUUUGUAAACUCAGAUAUAAAAAAUAAAACAGUAUUAUUUA